Messenger RNA from Lytechinus pictus (painted urchin), 753 nucleotides. RefSeq names its product prostatic spermine-binding protein-like. The record is from RefSeq and is a predicted model, not a curated record. The transcript is spliced from 4 exons. Lineage: Eukaryota; Metazoa; Echinodermata; Echinoidea; Temnopleuroida; Toxopneustidae. Bases 1 to 753 code for a protein of 250 amino acids.
AUGAAGGGUGGAGGAGUAGGAAGAGGAGUUGGGGGUGUAAAUGAAGGAGGGGGAGUAGGAAGAGGUAAUGGUCAUGAUGGUGGUUGUGUUGUUUAUGAUGAUGAUGUUGAUGAUGAUAAUAAUGAUGAUGAUAUUAGUGAUGAUGCUGCUGCUGCUGAUGAUAAUGAAGGUGAUGAUGAGGAUGAUGAAGGUGAUGAUGAGGAUGAUGAAGGUGAUGAUGAUGAUGAUGAAGGUGACAAUGAUGAUGGUGAUGAUGAUGAUGAUGAAGGUGACAAUGAUGAUGGUGAUGAUGAUGAUGAUGAAGGUGACAAUGAUGAUGGUGAUGAUGAUGAUGAUGAAGGUGAUGAUGAUGAAGGUGAUGAAGGUGAUGAUGAUGAUGAAGGUGAUGAUGAUGAUAAUGAAGGUGAUGAUGGGGAUGAUUGUGAUGAUGGGGAUGAUUGUGAUGAUGAGGGUGACAAUAUUAAUGAUUAUGAUGAUGAUGAUUAUGCUGAUGAAGAUGAUAAUGAUGAUGCUACUGCUGCUGCUGAUGAAAAUGAUGAUGAUUGUGAUGACGAUGAUGAUAAUGAUGACAAUGAUGAUGGACAUGGUUAUUAUGAUAAUGUUGAUGAUGAUGAUGAUGAUUCAAAAAUGAUGAAUGAUGAUAAUGACAACGAUGAUGAUAAUGACAACGAUAAUGAUGAUGAUAAUGAUGAUGAAGAUGAUAAUGUGACAAACUUGUCGGAGGACAAAUAUGUAAGGUUAGGGUUGCAAUAG